CACUGAAAUCAAGCCGGUUAAAGAGCCCGGACUUCAUUACAGAAGUUGCAGGGUUGUAAUUUUAACCCAAGUGCCUCCAACUGUAAAGUCUUUUCUUACUAAUAUUUCAUCCUCCUUCCUUCCUUCCUUAAUAGAACUUACAUUCUCAAUUUCAUUUUUAAUUUGCAUAUCCUUUUUACUUAGCAUUCUGUUCUUGUCACAGUAAGUGAAUAAACAAUCCGCACACCCGUGCACUGGGAAAGCUCAGUUUACUUACUUGUUUAGGACACAUACAUACAUAGCCUCUUGUUCUUCCACAAUAAAGGUUAGAUGGGAGACAGAGGAGUUGUGCUUUCCAAUGACUCCUGUCACCCUGUAGACAAUUGGCAGCAGGGGAGCAGCAGCUGCCACACUCUUCAGAUAUCUCUCUAUUUAAAGUUCAGAGGCACAGGAUAACAAUAAGGAAGAAAGACGUGGCCCUGACUAAGCCACUCAACAAUAGAAAUAAUGGCUGAAAAAGAGUCAACAUCACCACAGCUCAUGGUUCCCAUUCUUCUCCUGGUUGGAUGGAUUGUAGGCUGCAUCAUAGUGGUUUACAUUGUCUUCUCCUAGAAAAGCAAGAAAACUUCAGGCUGAUACCAUUUAGAAGAACUAAGAAAAACAUGGACAUGGCUGAUCAUUAAAGGUGUCUCAUGUAAAUAGCUGCAGUGUUUCGUAUCCUUUGAAGGCAGAAUUUGUUCUCAUAAGAAUAUCUUAGGAACUUGCUGGAAAUUACAGAUAAAAAAUAUAAGAAAAUUCAGGUGAACUUUUCUAUGUCAAGAAAGUUGGAGAUAAAUGCUUAAUUAUGGCUAAAAACACAUUAAGCAAUAGGAUUGAGUAUGAUGAUUCAAUUAGAUUAGAAAAUGUUUUGUAUCCUCCUUCCCAAAUGGAUAAAUGGACUAAAGAACACACAAUAAACAGAAGAUAAAGGACAACUGAAAAACUUGGAUCUUGCCCCUGGCUCAUAAUGAGAAAUGUAAUUUAAACCAUACU
Molecule: messenger RNA, 1011 nt
Organism: Peromyscus eremicus (cactus mouse)
Lineage: Eukaryota; Metazoa; Chordata; Mammalia; Rodentia; Cricetidae
Gene: Strit1
Product: small transmembrane regulator of ion transport 1
Exons: 3
Coding region: 487-591 (34 amino acids)
Biological process (GO): regulation of ATPase-coupled calcium transmembrane transporter activity; regulation of slow-twitch skeletal muscle fiber contraction
Source: RefSeq, a predicted model, not a curated record